Onychostoma macrolepis is the source of this 542-nucleotide messenger RNA. Its product is annotated as cytochrome c oxidase subunit 7A2, mitochondrial. Gene Ontology annotation, biological process: mitochondrial respirasome assembly; regulation of oxidative phosphorylation; mitochondrial electron transport, cytochrome c to oxygen. The record is from RefSeq and is a predicted model, not a curated record. The coding region runs from base 142 to 393 and encodes 83 amino acids. The transcript is spliced from 4 exons. Lineage: Eukaryota; Metazoa; Chordata; Actinopteri; Cypriniformes; Cyprinidae.
UGUGUCCAGUAGGCGGCAGUAACGCGCCUCUCGCUGCUAAUCCUGCGUCAGACUCGAGCAGAAGAAGGAAGUGACAUUUUCAAGUGUCCUUGUGCUGCUGCGGCUUCCUGAAUAUUGCGGUCUGAAGGAGAAAUUAUCACCAUGUUUAGGCACUUAAGGACCCUGCAGCAGAUCUCCAGAAGGACCCUGUCCAGUACUGCACCCAGACAGCUGGAGAAUAAAGUCCCUCACAAGCAGAAGGUGUUUCAGGAAGACAAUGGCAUGCCAGUUCAUUUGAAGGGAGGCACUAUGGAUGCUCUGUUGUACAGGGCAACGAUGGCUCUUACGGUUUUUGGGAGCGGUUAUGUGCUGUAUUCACUGAUCGAUGCAGCGCUGCCCAAGAAGGCGGAUUGAACAUGCCCCUCUAUUCAUGUGUCUGAGUUGUGAAGAUCUCUAAUCCUCAGAAUUAUAUGUCCUGUCAGUUAUUUUCAUUACAUUGGAUUAAUAUUUAUUGAUUGUACUGUAAAGUGCAAUCAUUAUGUAAUAAAACGUUCCACUGGCAA